Messenger RNA from Neltuma alba, 1149 nucleotides. Its product is annotated as putative acyl-activating enzyme 19. Gene Ontology annotation, biological process: amino acid activation for nonribosomal peptide biosynthetic process. The record is from RefSeq and is a predicted model, not a curated record. Bases 1 to 1056 code for a protein of 351 amino acids. Gene Ontology annotation, molecular function: protein binding. The transcript has 13 exons. Lineage: Eukaryota; Viridiplantae; Streptophyta; Magnoliopsida; Fabales; Fabaceae.
AUGGGAAUAAUCAGCUGCUACUCUCAGCACAAUCUAAAAGGCUGCUCCAUAUUCACUGAUAUUAAUAACGUUAAUGCCUCAUGGUUGACCUAUGGUUCUGUUCAGUGGGAGACCAAACUGGAAGGACGGGUUGAAUGUUCUGCAGCAAUUGUUUGCGACUUUUCCCAGGUGGUUGUUGGAUGUUAUAGGGGGAAAAUUUAUUUUCUUGAUUUUUCCAAUGGAAACACUUAUUGGAGUUUUCAAACAUCUGGAGAGGUGAAAUCACAGCCAGUUGUAGAUACAAGUAGGCAAUUGAUAUGGUGUGGCACGCAUGACCAUAACUUGUAUGCUCUUGAUUACCAAAAGCAUUCCUGUGUGUAUAAGCUACCCUGUGGAGGCAGUAUAUAUGGGUCGCCUGCAAUUGAUAAACUUCGUGGUGCACUUUAUGUUGCUUCAACUGGUGGCCGUGUGACAGCGAUAUCAGUUGCGGACUUUUCAUUUAAUACUUUGUGGCUUCAUGAGCUGGGGGUCCCGGUUUUUGGUUCUCUGGCUGUUGCUCACAAUGGAAUAAUUAUAUGUUGUUUGGUAGAUGGCCAUGUUCUGGCAUUGGAUCCAGAUGGGUCCAUACUCUGGAAGAAAACAACUAAUGGUCCGAUAUUUGCUGGAGCAUGUGUAUCCUUGGCUCUUCCAACUGAGGUGCUUGUAUGCUCCAGAGAUGGGAGUGUGUACUCAUUUGAAGUGUAUAAGGGCGAUCUACAAUGGCAAUACAAUAUUGGAGAUCCAAUUACUGCAUCUGCCUAUGUUGAUGAACACUUGCUGCUCCAGUCUGAUUCCUCCCCUUAUUCAGACAGGUUAAUUUGCAUUUGUUCCAGUUCUGGAGGUGUGCACAUUCUUAGAGUGAACUUGGAAGAAGAUGAAGAUACUGAUCAACCUAGAACUAGUGCGGAGGAAUGUGCUCGGCUAAACUUGGAGGGAGAUAUAUUCUCUUCCCCUGUAAUGAUUGGCGGCAGGAUUUUUGUGGGAUGUAGGGAUGAUUACUUGCACUGCAUUUCUCUUGAAAUUCCAUCGGAAAGUUGAAUAAAUUUUUUUCUCCUUUGUUUUUUGUGUGGCAAAAGUUGAAUAAUAAAACUAACUACUAGUCUUUAAUAUAAGAGUUAAUUUGACAUUCUA